CGUCAAAACAAAACCAUCGCAUCGCAACGGCAAAAUCGUGAAAAAAAGAUCGUGAUGUGGACAAGUUUUUAUAAAACUAAUCUAUUUUAAAAAUUAGCAUUGAAAAGGGUGAAAUUUUGCUUGCCUUCGUCAAAACUCAUCAUUAAAAAUGUCGUCAGCCACAGUUCCGCUGCUUGACGAUACCGUACCCUUCGGCGACGAAGAGGAUCUCAAUCCCAACGGAACCCCGAAACGGUUAAGCCACCCGUACGUGACUUUUUUCCACGUAUUUUUCCGCGGAGCCGCCCUGGCCACGUACCUUUUCUGGACCCUGUUCAACGAUUCCUUCAUCAAGUGUUUCCUGCUGGUGGUGUUUUGGCUGUCGGCCGACUUCUACCUGGUGAAGAAUCUGAGUGGCCGGCUGCUGGUGGGAAUGCGCUGGUGGAACUACGUGGACGAUGACGGCCGGUCGCACUGGGUGUUCGAAUCGAAGAAGGGCGAAGCCGGGUACGAGUCGCGGGUCAAUCCGCACGAGGCGCGCAUUUUCUGGACCGCGCUGGUGGUGUGUCCCGCCGUGUGGGGACUGUUCUUCGUGGUGGCGCUGUUCGGGUUCAAGUUCAAGUGGAUGCUGCUAGUCAUGAUUGCCCUAUCCCUAAACGGAGCUAAUUUAUACGGAUACAUUAAGUGCAACUUCGGAGCCAAUGCCAAUCUCAAAGCUACCACAACCGAUUUCGUCCGCAGCCAAGUGCUCAAGAAUGCCGUCAAUCUAAUGAGCCAGCCAAGCACCAGCUCGGCACCGCGAGGCAACACUACUGUAGCUUAGAAUUUGUCACUCUGAUCUCUGUGCAAUAAAUGUAACGCAUUCCGUUGUA
Messenger RNA from Aedes albopictus (Asian tiger mosquito), 851 nucleotides. RefSeq lists its product as uncharacterized. The transcript is spliced from 4 exons. Gene Ontology annotation, cellular component: Golgi membrane. NCBI's taxonomy places the organism in Eukaryota, Metazoa, Arthropoda, Insecta, Diptera, Culicidae. Gene Ontology annotation, biological process: vesicle-mediated transport; protein secretion. Bases 149 to 802 code for a protein of 217 amino acids. The record is from RefSeq and is a predicted model, not a curated record.